Eutrema salsugineum is the source of this 1649-nucleotide messenger RNA. Its product is annotated as inositol-tetrakisphosphate 1-kinase 2. Gene Ontology annotation, molecular function: inositol-3,4,5,6-tetrakisphosphate 1-kinase activity; inositol-1,3,4-trisphosphate 5-kinase activity; magnesium ion binding. Bases 432 to 1460 code for a protein of 342 amino acids. The transcript is spliced from 10 exons. Lineage: Eukaryota; Viridiplantae; Streptophyta; Magnoliopsida; Brassicales; Brassicaceae. The record is from RefSeq and is a predicted model, not a curated record. Gene Ontology annotation, biological process: inositol trisphosphate metabolic process. Gene Ontology annotation, cellular component: cytoplasm.
GUAGCCGAAGAGAGUUGCAGAGAACCCAAAAAAAAAAAAAUCUCCCGGUAUCAAAAGGUUCUAAACCUUCAUAACGAAACCAUUUUCACCUAAAAUCUCUCCUUCUCUCUAUAAAUAUUUGCUUCCGAUUAGAAAUUAGAAACCCUUUCUUCUCUUCAAUUUCGGAUUUGACUCAUCGUUAUAUCUCAGUCUCCCUCUCCCCUUCUUCCCUGAUUCUUCGUCUCCGAGACUCCGAUUUGAUACUCGAUAUCAUCUUUCUCUCUUGUUAUCGUUCGCUAUUUUGCUUCCGGCGAAGAAGCAGUUCCCCAAAUUUACCCGUUGCGUUUAUUAACGGAGAAAGAAAGAAUCUUUUGAGGAAUCUUUUUGUGGGUAUUAGCGAAAUUGAUUUGGGGAGAUUGAGUCGGGUGUUUGGGGAUUUGAAGAAAUUAGGUAUGAGAGUGGAAGGGGAUAACAUGGUGCCUCGAGGAAAUGAAACAGACGACGAAGUGGUUCUUGAUACGACGUCGUUUGAACAAGCUCAGCAGCGGCAGAAGCAACUUGUUAUUGGGUAUGCACUGACGACUAAGAAGAAGAAGAGUUUCUUGCAACCCAAGCUUGAAGUUCUUGCUAGGCAAAAAGGCAUUUCCUUUGUUUCCAUUGACCAGGAAAAACCACUCUCGGAACAAGGUCCAUUUGAUGUCGUUCUGCAUAAGCUACUGGGAAACGCGUGGCACGAGGUUAUUGAGGAUUACCAGCAAAAACAUCCAGAAGUGACCGUGCUUGAUCCUCCAGGUGCAAUCCAGCGUAUAUAUAAUCGACAAUCAAUGCUCCAGGGUAUUGCAGAUUUAAAUCUUGCAGAAUGCGAUGGCAUGAUAUGUGUUCCAAAACAAAUGGUUGUCUUAAAAGAUACAACAUCUAGUGCUAACGAAGUUGAAGAAGCUGGUUUAAAAUUUCCACUAGUUGCAAAGCCACUUUUGGUCGAUGGAACUGCAAAGUCACAUCAGUUGUUCUUAGCCUAUGACCGUCUCUCGCUUGCAGAACUUGAACCCCCUUUGGUUCUUCAAGAAUUUGUAAAUCAUGGUGGAGUUCUCUUCAAGGUUUUUGUUGUUGGUGAUGUGAUAAGGGUGGUCCGACGAUUCUCUCUGCCAAAUGUAAGCAACAUUGAAAAAUCAAAAGUUGCUGGUGUAUUUCAAUUCCCAAGGGUAUCAUCUGCUGCAGCUUCAGUUGACAAAUCAGACUUGGACCCUCGUGUUGCUGAGCUACCUCCAAAUCCAUUGCUCGAAGGGCUUGUGAGAGAAUUAAGAAGCCGAUUGGGACUUAGAUUGUUCAACAUAGACAUUAUCAGAGAACAUGGGAGCAAAGAUGUGUUUUAUGUCAUUGACAUCAACUAUUUUCCUGGGUACGGGAAGAUGCCGGAUUACGAGCAGGUUUUCAUCGAUUUCUUCCUGAGUCUGGCGCAAGCGAAGCUUAACAAGAGAUAGUAUGUGAAAAAUGGAAUAAAAAUGUGAAGGAGGUUGAAAGUUAUUAAAACUCGUUGCGUUCUGCAAUAUUGUGUUAUGUACAGAAAAUAGCUUUUCCAUGUUGCUAGCAGUAGCACAUAAACAAGUUUUGAUUAGUGAUCACAUACAUCUGUGUAUCUUUCUCCAUCUGUUCUUCAAAAUUGAUUUUGA